AUCACGAUGCCUCAUCGCCACUGCGCCGUGGAGAUUAACAACAACUCUGGCUCCUACACUCUGGCCAACCCAAGGGUGUUCACUGAGAGCGGCUACUGUCAGGUCCCUGUGCCACCCAUGGUGGGUCCCUGCUCCGCUGGCAGUGCAAUGUUCAACAAGACCACCGGCUGUGCAACUGGAGCCGUCGGUGUCUUCACGUACGACCUUUUCAAUGCCGAUCUGAACGACUACAGCCACGUCAUGGCUGUCAUGUACUCUGUGCCCUAUGACCGGAUACUCUACUUCAACUGUUUUGCUGUGGGCAUCUUUGAAAGAGGAAAUGACUGCGACUACAAUCUGUAUGAUAGGAUGUAUAAUGGAGGUGAAAACAACUUUGUAAGAGCAAAAGCCGACGGCUCCUGCAUUUCUUAUGAGGGCGAUUAUGUUAUUGUCAGUGCCUCCAUGUCUGACUCAGGUGAAGCAGUCUUGAGGGUGGAUAUCAGUGAUACUGGCAUGUACUGA
Messenger RNA from Limanda limanda (common dab), 501 nucleotides. RefSeq names its product DELTA-sagatoxin-Srs1a-like. The transcript has 2 exons. NCBI's taxonomy places the organism in Eukaryota, Metazoa, Chordata, Actinopteri, Pleuronectiformes, Pleuronectidae. Gene Ontology annotation, biological process: pore complex assembly; cytolysis in another organism; monoatomic cation transport. Gene Ontology annotation, cellular component: pore complex. The record is from RefSeq and is a predicted model, not a curated record. Bases 7 to 501 code for a protein of 164 amino acids. Gene Ontology annotation, molecular function: channel activity.